Messenger RNA from Pogona vitticeps (central bearded dragon), 1222 nucleotides. NCBI's taxonomy places the organism in Eukaryota, Metazoa, Chordata, Lepidosauria, Squamata, Agamidae. The record is from RefSeq and is a predicted model, not a curated record.
GGCAAAGGGAGACGUGCCAGAAUCCUGGCUCACAGUAUGAUGUGUGUGUUUAGUUUUGUGUUUAUAUUUGUUGUUCAGGAGUUCUGACAUGCUGGCUGCAGACGAAUUCUUAAGAUCACCACCGAGGAAGACAGUCAGGUUUGGUGGGUCUUUGGAGGAGAUCUUGCUGAAAUAUCAAAAGGGUGAAACGAGUGACUUUAAUUUGUUGAAGCAUCAGCUACUGGAUCCCGACAUAAAAGAUGACCAGAUUAUUAACUGUCUGCAUGAAUUCCGGUCAUCUGUGACAUAUUUGACCAAGGAUUUUGAACAGCUAGUCAACAUUUUGCUGAAGGUGUCAUGGCUAAGAAAAAGCCAAGCAGUAGUGGAAGAGUAUUUGGCUUUCCUGAGCAAUUUAGUGUCUGCGCAAACCAUUUACUUGAGGCCAUGUCUUGCGAUGAUUGUCUCACACUUCAUACCACCUCGGAUAACCAUACGAGAAAAUAAUGUGGAGAUUUCUGAUUCAGAUGAUGAUGAAAAUGUCCCUGAAAGUUUCAACACCUGCCACAGAGCAUUACAGACAAUAGUAAAAUAUGUCCCAUUGUAAGUACCAAAUUUUGUACUGGGUAUUUCCCAUGUUAUAUGUGUGUCCUUUCCCACCUGUUUAUAAGUUCAAACUAAACAAUGCUACGUCCACAACAUGCUGCGAAUUAGUGCGUACAUCCCAACCCUGAGGCGUGACGUUUUGGAGCUGGUUAUUGAGAGGCUGUUAAAGAUUGAUGUGAGUGCCCCAAGAAAAGAAAUUGAAGCUGCUGAAGAGAUGGAGAGUGAGGAGACUGCUGAGGAAGGACUCUUUGACCUGGAUGAAGACAGAGAAAACCCAGGAAAGAAUGAUACAAUGGUUCAUCCAAUUGCAGAACGCCUAGAUAUCUUGAUGAUCGUAUUGUUUUCAUAUAUUAAGGACAUCUGUCACAUUAAUGGGAAGCUUGAUAUUGCCAGUACCAAGGAUUUGUACCGUGAUCUGGUGGCUGUAUUUGAUAAGCUGAUUUUACCAACUCAUGGAUCAUGUCAUGUACAAUACAUCAUGUUCUAUCUGUGUAGCUUCAAACUGGCAAUCGCAGAAGCCUUUGUGGAGCACCUCUGGAAAAAGCUGCAGGAUCCAAAUACCCCUGCUGUGAUCAGGCAGGCUGCGGCCAAUUACACUGGCAGCUUUUUGGCACGGGCAAAGUUUAUUCCAGUUGUGUAA